Messenger RNA from Petromyzon marinus (sea lamprey), 1896 nucleotides. It is a transcript of the gene MRPS23, whose product is annotated as mitochondrial ribosomal protein S23. Gene Ontology annotation, cellular component: mitochondrion; ribosome. Gene Ontology annotation, biological process: translation. Lineage: Eukaryota; Metazoa; Chordata; Hyperoartia; Petromyzontiformes; Petromyzontidae. The record is from RefSeq and is a predicted model, not a curated record. Gene Ontology annotation, molecular function: structural constituent of ribosome.
CACGUCAACGGUGGGGGGCUAGGGGGUGACAUCACCCACCCCCCCUCAACUGCCACCAUCCUCACUACAUCAUGGCGGGGCUGACUCGCAUCGAGCGUCACGGCACCAUCUUCUCGCGGGUGCGCGACCUAAUGCGUGCCCAGGUGGUCAAGGAGGCGGACCGGCCACUGUGGUACGACAUCUACGCUGCCUUCCCGCCGAAGCGCGAGCCCAAGUACCAGGGCACGUGGACGCCACUGCUGCCCACGCGCUCGCAGCGCAAAGUCGCGCACCGUGAACAGCUGCGCCCCGAGCCGGACCCCGUGCGCCCCAUCGUUUACGCCGAGGACACCGUUCGCGCGCGAUUUUUCCAGACGUACACUGCGGGCCGGUACGACCUCACCAGACCCAACUUUGUGUCGCUCUCACAGAGGUUUGUGCAGCGCUAUGAGGAUCUUCAGGCAUCUGGGGAUCACCUUGAAGAGAAUCUAUUUGAGGAAACUGGGAAAGCAUUGUUGGCAGAUGGCAUUGUACUGCGGCGAAAAGGCGGCAAGCUUGAAACAGAGGCAGAAGCGACCCCUGUGGGAGCAUCAGACCAGCCUUCUGAACCCACAACAUCUUAACCACAAAACAACACGUGCACCAACAACUGAAUACUGUGACAUUCAUUGAACCAGCUUAGAGAGCUCACUGGUUGUGUAUAUCUAUUCUGAAGAGAUAUUCCAAAUAAUUCACACCAAAAUAGUUUCAUCUCUUUUAAAUGAGCUAAAGGAACCAUCACCCACACCGCUCGUCGUGACCUUUAUCGCUAGCGGAGACUUAAUGCUCGGGGAAAAAGAUUUCACCUUGCUAAGACUCCUGUACAUCAUGAUAAUAAUUUAUAUUGUGGUCUAGUAUGCAUGUACAACAUGGGCACAUGUACAUGCCCCCCCCCCCCCCACCCUAUGGGCUCCCAAAAGUAUUUUACCUGGGUCAAAGAAAAAAUAUGACAACCAGGGUUGCAGUCAGUUUCCUCUAACUCGAAAGGGUCACACUACACCACAGUGUACGAAUCACUGCACCACCACUGCCAUUAUAACAAUUCCAAAAGUGAGUGUUGGAGAUAGACCUUAAUGAUGGAUCAAAUUUACAUCAUGUGGCAAAUAAUGUUUUCAAGGGAUUGUGGAUUUUUUUUGUCCAUUUGGCAAUGCUGCCCUCUAUUGAGAGGCAAAUCAGAAACCAGUGAAGGGUGCAUGCCUGGAUUUUUAUCAGCUCAGUUUAUUUUGAGUUGAGGCUGAUUGCCCUAAGAUGAGAUUUUCAUUGGCUACCUGACCAUAACGUCUGAUACGGUAUCAAACAUGUGAUGGGAAGGUAGGGUUUAGAGAGGUUGCAUUGAACACCAUGGGCAUUUUAUGAACAUGGAUAAUUACCAGAAUUGUACGCAAUCGAAAGCUUGUGCAUCUGAUCCAGCUGUAAAUAUAUGGUGAUCACCCUGGUCAUACACAAGAUAUUUGAUGUCGCAUAAUUUACACUUCAUGAUUGGCUUGGUAAUACCACAGUCGCUUGGGUAUUUCACAGAUUUGAUUCGUUUUUUACUGCAGGAAAACAUCUGUUUAAUAAAGAACUAUUUAUGAUCCCUAAUCUUGCCUUUUUUAAGUUUUCACAAACCUACACAAUGUACAUUAAGCAAGCAAAAGCAAAUUGAUGUCACCAGCACGAGAGAGUUAUACCUCUGAAUUUCUGAAUGCUAACCAAUUACAGCAGGACACCUUAUCGGAGCUGUGUAGGACACUGAAUUGUGGAUAUGAACAUCGAGGAUAUGAGAUGUUUCACAACUUUAACUCCUAAGAUUUUAUUUCCUCCUGAGUUUGGCAACUCCUGUUUCCUACAGUGACUUCCGUUGCAGUAUUGCUUUUAAUUAAAAAAAAUGACAUCGCC